AUACCCAUUAUGUCAUGAUGAGAAGUUUAUUUUGCUCAUCAACAUUAUGCUGCUAAAUUAAAGAGAACUAAAAGUCGUCGAUAAAUUCAUCUUCUUCAAGAUAUUAUUUUUUGUGGGGUUAUAUUUCUAAAGACAACUUCUAUUUAUAGUUUUUGUUUGCUGAAUUUUUUGUUAACAAGUAACAACCCAACAACUACAGCUUGUUGACCUUUGGAAACUGAACAAUUUCUACAAUUUCAACAUUGCUGUACAUCAAUUAAACAAUUGAUACAAUCAAAAUGGCAAACUGGCCCGCAAUUGGUUCGAUAAUCCUGCCAAACCUUGGUGGUUGGGCCAACGGGUUAUACUACGCUGGACUCCACCUAAAUGGCUGUUUGGACCUGCUUGGACUGUUUUAUACAGUGGGAUGGGUUAUGCUUCGUAUCUGGUGUGGGAAGACUGUGGUGGAUUUAAUGAGUCCUCGGUACUCCCUCUUUCGCUUUACGGAGGUCAACUUUUGCUUAACUGGGCCUGGACUCCAAUAUUCUUUGGAAUGAAGGACUUCAAACUGGCCUUCAUAAACAUCUCGGUGUUGAGCGGUAUGGCAGUAGCGACAACUAUCGCGUUCGUCCACUGCAAUAAAACUGCCGCGGCUUUGAUGUUGCCGUACCUGGGCUGGUUGGCAUACGCCAGCGCCCUCAACUACUACGUAUGGAAGAACAACCCCAAGAUUGAGGAAAUCACGGACGACAAGGACAAGUAGAGAUAACCAAAAUUAUCCUGAGUAAAAUAUAUUUAAUAGGCAGAAUAUAACUAAAUGUUAGUAAUAGGCAGAAGUUAGUUCUUGUGCUUUGUAUACUGAAGGAGUCAGUGACUUAAAUAUCAUUCAAUUUUCUACUAUAAGUGCAUCACUAAUUCAUCACAAUAUCUUAUAUUAUUUUUAUACAGCAUUGUUGUAAUAUUUAAAUUGUGUAAUGAACAAUUUUUUCUAUAAACUUGUGUAUGGCUCUAUAGUAAAGAUGCCUUUGACUUCCAAAUAAAAAGUAAUAACUUCUUUUUCUUUUGGUUACAUUCAUGGUUAUAAUAUGUGAAGCAUUUGUGCAAGUCAAAUAUUUUUAUUGUAUUUAUUAAGUAAUUGUUUUAAAGGGUGACUGGGCAAUUUUACUAGGUGUAGAAGACUUAUCUGAAUUGUAUAGAUUAGGGUAAAUUAAAAAUUGCAUAAUAUUACUGUCAUCACAUAAGUUUUAACAGUGAAAAAUAUUUAAAUAAUGCAGUAUUAGCUUUAAAGUUAACUUUAAUAACCUAUACAUUUUUAUGUAUUUUAAAAUCUUUGAAUGACUGCAAUUUAAGUGUCCUUGCAUAAUCUGUGCACAAUUAACUGUUAAGCAUUCCUUGUUACGCAUUUGUUUUCAUUUUUGGAUGGAGGUUAUAAUUUAGAUGACUUUUGUGUGUGUUUUGUUAUCUUUAAGUAUGUUUUAUUUAUGUUUUCUUGUAGAUGUUAAUAAUGAAAAUAUAUCUUCAUA
Molecule: messenger RNA, 1502 nt
Organism: Parnassius mnemosyne (clouded apollo)
Lineage: Eukaryota; Metazoa; Arthropoda; Insecta; Lepidoptera; Papilionidae
Source: the annotation of a GenBank genome assembly